Messenger RNA from Arctia plantaginis, 729 nucleotides. The record is from the annotation of a GenBank genome assembly. NCBI's taxonomy places the organism in Eukaryota, Metazoa, Arthropoda, Insecta, Lepidoptera, Erebidae.
AUGUUUGUGCAGGUUCGGGACUGUCAGACUGCUGGGCAAUCCGCUAAUAAACCGGAAACCCAACUAGUUCAUGAAAUACCAGAGGGUAAAAUGAUCAUCGCCAGGGUAUACCACUAUUUCAAAAAUGAGUACGACAUUUUGAAAGCUUUUACUGGAAAUCAUUGGGAAAUGAAUCCGUUAGCUAACUACCUCCAACGUACAGCGGAAGCCACUGGGAUCAGUGAACAGGCCGUUACAAUGAUUGUGGAAGACAAAAAGUAUUCUGCCGGGUCGGAACAUAUGCCUGUUCAAGAAAAAGGUGAUGAGAAGGAACCUGAAGUGGAUAGUAAUGAUGAAGGACUAGACUGUGCAACUGAUAGCGAGGAGCUCAAACCUGUCAGACGUAGAGCGACUAGCAGCAGUGUCAGAAGGAAACCCAGCGACGAGGAACAAUUGCCGUUCCCGUCCCCUAUUCAGUUAAGAGUGCACGGGGUGAUGGAAACGGAAUAUAAGACUGAAUCUGCUGAUGAUGAAUGCCCACCGACGCUAGGAGACGAUCCACUGGGGAUAGGGGACUCAUUUGAUCACGAAAACGUUCCCGCAACAAUCACCAAAAUCAAAGAGGAAUCCAGUGAUGAAAUAGAAAUGUUAGAUAUGGAGCAGAGUAUAAAUAUAAUGAUCUGUGACGCGUUACAAACCACCGUGGCGACGGUCCAUGUGAAGGCUGAACCAUCAUCUCCUGCAGACUGA